AUGACAAAUGAUGUCAUUCCGGUGAAAACGGAAUAUUUAAAUUCACGAAGGAUUCGAAUACAAAUGAAUGAUAACAAUAUCAAUGCAUUUUCAUACAUUUUUGAAUAUUCAACAGUUAGUACUGCACCGGAUAAUUGGAUUUUUGCUGGCGUUAACUCAUCACCGGAUAUUAAUUUUACAGUUGAUGAUGCUUGUCGAGAUUAUCAGUUUCGAGCAAUUGUAAUUUUGAAAACUGCGGAUCAAGAUCGCUGGUUGAUUGUUUAUCGACCUCGAGCAAUACCGGUUGAUCUACCAACAUUUGCUAUAACACCUGAUAAGAUUCAGACUGCAUUACCGGUUUACAAUGCGGACGAUGAUACGGUGGUUGUUUACAUUUCAUGGGAAAAUCCAAUCGGUUAUACGGAUGCGGACAUAUAUGGUUACGAAGGUCCGGCAAUUUAUCCAGUUCAGUGUAAUUCACCGGAAGCUGAAUUACCAUCACCAUCUGUUGAAUUAAGGAAAGGUGGUGGUCGUUUACGGAUAUCGUUACCAUCUGAAGUGCUCGACCGUAAAUGUAGAAUUUGGGCAGAGGUACAAAUGCUACCGCGGUGUAUUCGAUUGGAACCGUUCAGUAUUCAACAAUCAUUCGAGCUUGAUUGUGACAAAUUAACAACACUUGAAGUGUGUAAACAUGAAGUUGCACCACAGUGUACAGAUAUCAUUGAUGUUUGGGGUCAUGGAAAUAAUGCAACAAUUAUGUGGUCACCACAGGAUGGUUUUGGUGCACCACUUUAUUAUCACAUUCGUUACGGUCCAGCAAAAAUGCAGGUAUAUUAUUUAUGCAACUCGUAA
Molecule: messenger RNA, 831 nt
Organism: Acanthocheilonema viteae
Lineage: Eukaryota; Metazoa; Nematoda; Chromadorea; Rhabditida; Onchocercidae
Source: the annotation of a GenBank genome assembly